UAUUACAAAACUGGCUUAGUAGCACUCUGCCUGACUUAACUUAGUCUCUUUGUAGAAAGUAUUUCACAGAGAACUUCAAAGAAUUAUUGAGUUUUUGAAGAUAUUUUGACAAAUGGCUCCCAGUUUACCUAACUGUCGCAAUCUGAAAGUUCCUCGGGACAUCUCCUUCUCUGGAUCUGGAUUCCUGGCCACCUACCAGCUAGGAGUAGCCCUAUGUUUCUUCAAGUACGCUCCCUGGAUUCUGCGCUCGGCAGUCUGCAUCCUUGGUGCUUCUGCUGGAUCUUUGAUCGCUACAGCUGUGGUCUGUGAAAUGAACAUGUUCGCCAUUCGUGAUGAAAUCCUUCAAUUUGCCAAGCAUGUGACAUCGUUUAUUCUCGGACCAUUUGACCCUUCAAUUAAAGUUGCCAACUGGUUAGAACGACUUUUGGACAAAUAUCUUCCUCCUGAUGCGCACCGCUGGGCCAGAGGUCGCCUUGGUAUUGCAGUGACCCGUGUGACUGAUGGGAAACAGUUGAUACUAUCCGAUUUCAAUUCCAAAGAAGAUAUAGUGCAGGCUUUGCUUUGCAGCUGCUUUGUGCCUGGACUUAGUGGCUAUCUGCCCCCAACUUUCAGAGGAGAACAUUACAUAGACGGUGGUUUGAGUAACAUACAGCCCAUGUUGCCCGACUCAUCUGAUGUCACAUUGACUGUUUCGCCAUUUUCUGGAGACGCUGACAUCUGUCCCGCCGACCCACCCUGCAGCCUAGAAAUGGUUGUAGGCACUGCAGUGUUAAAGUUCAGCAAGAUGAACAACUUCCGAAUCCUUAAUGGCCUUUACCCCACAGAUUUGGGGACUAUUGAACAAGCUUUUUACAAUGGCUUCAAAGACGGGAUCCGCUUUCUUCAAAUUAAUGAUCUUGUCCCAUCUACAAUGAACGAAGGUGCUGAAAUGACACUGAGGGAUGGCCAAACCAACAUGUGGAAAUACCUGGAAGCUUCCAAAGCAGAACUGGAGGAUCUGGAGAUGAAAGUGGAGAACACAGCAAUGGAAAGCUACAGUUCCAUGUGGACAAACAGCUCCACUGAGCCACAGCUCUUUAGAGAUUCUCAUUUUCACUUUGAUGUGGUAAAAAAUGUUCUUUUGGGAAAUGCUUCAACCUAUCUGAGCAUGUUGAGACUACCUGCAAGAAUUUUAUCAAAUCUGCUUCUUCCUCUUGUGGUGUCUUUUUAUGCACUUCUCCAGAGCAGACAAAGAAUGGAGUUGGUGUUCAGACAACUGCCUGAAUUUGUCUUUUGGACAUGGCAUGGUGCCAGACAGUGUUUUCUGUUUCUUUUCAAUAUAGUUGUCCAAACCCUGAAGAAGGACAUGGAAAAAAGGGUAAUGAACUGCCUCCUGUUUUUGCAAUGGCUGAACGUUUACUCACAUUAUGGAAAAUGACCGUCCAAGCAACUAAAUUCACAAGAUGGCCUGUUCUGGAAAACAAUGUGUACCAUGUGAAACCAACUUUACAAAAACGGAUGGAUGGCGCUUACAGAUGUGGAGAGGUUUUGGGAUGAGCUGAAGACUGAGCUGACAUGUGUUUGCCACAAGACAAGCAAUGGUCAGUGUUAAUAAUGGUUGACUUUCUUUUAGACACUUUGACCAAAAACCUUUGUCAUAUACCACCAAAAAAAAAACCCAAAACCUUCUAUAAAAAUCUAUGCCAAAUUUAAAAAGGUGUUGUGUGAACACUUAAUAUUUCCUGUUGCACUUUGCUUUUUUUCUAACUUCUGUUAUUGCACUUUGAGAUUUGUAUUUUGUGUCUAUGUUGUAUUGCUCAAUAAAACUUCUUCCUUGUUGAAA
This is a messenger RNA of Oryzias latipes (Japanese medaka), 1822 nucleotides long. RefSeq names its product patatin-like phospholipase domain containing 1 (gene pnpla1). The record is from RefSeq and is a predicted model, not a curated record. Gene Ontology annotation, biological process: triglyceride catabolic process; lipid homeostasis. Lineage: Eukaryota; Metazoa; Chordata; Actinopteri; Beloniformes; Adrianichthyidae. Gene Ontology annotation, molecular function: triacylglycerol lipase activity. Gene Ontology annotation, cellular component: lipid droplet; cytoplasm; membrane.